Molecule: messenger RNA, 951 nt
Organism: Cuscuta campestris
Lineage: Eukaryota; Viridiplantae; Streptophyta; Magnoliopsida; Solanales; Convolvulaceae
Source: the annotation of a GenBank genome assembly
ACCGCCGCCGUCUCCACUUCCCGGUGAGGAACUCCAUCGCUGUUUCUCUAUCUUUUUCUUCAAAUCCUACUCUAAAUCUUCUUACUGGUGCCAGAAAUUUCCCCACUCUCGAACUAUUAGGGUUCGGAUCUGUUAGCGGAUAGGCAAAAUAUUGGGGUUAAUCUGAAUCCCUUUGUAGAUAGAAACCUGAUCACCAGUGGAUUGUUAAUUGAUUAUGAUUCUUUGAAGGUAAUGACACCAUUUGCAGUGAUAUCAUCAUAUGAUUCUGAUAUUGAACAAAAAGGAUGAGCCCCAACCCCGAGGGCCCGUGAGACCCGGCCCGGAUGGUUAGUGAGAAGAUGUAAAUUGGGUAGCAAAGAAUGGAGCCUGCACCUGGUACUCAGCGCAGUUGUUAGGAAUCGAACCUGGGUCUUACCCCUUGGCACUCCAGAUAUUGAAGAUGUUAAACCAGAUGUUGAUAUUGGCACCAAAUUUUUGGCUGUUAAUGAAUUCUCAGAAGAUGAAUUGAUAAGAAGAUAGAAAAUGUACCAUGAUGAAGAUAUUCCAUUGGACGACACCAUAAUCCAUCCCAGCAAUGCCGAAGCCAAGAUCUGGGCCAUUCAAGACAUUCAUAAGCGCACCGCUUCUCAUCUCCACUUGGCUAAGCUCUGGCGAAGUGAUUUGAGGCAUCACGCCUUUGUUGAUCCUAAACUUCAAACCUUGUCCAACACAAAAGCAAAGCCAAGAGGGGAAAUAGUGAAAGAGGAAAUAAGACCUCUACAACUCACCCCUUCAAGAAGGAAAUAGGGCAUUGCCCGGAUCCAAGAAAAAGACAAAAAAUGUCAAGGAUCUUCAGUCAAACAGGCACCUCGAGUAGCUUUCUCUAUUCUUCUUCGACGUCAGCAGCUACAAGCGCACGUCAACCUUCUCUCUUCUUCAUCGAUGUCAGCAGCUACUAGCGCACGUCAAUUU